Sardina pilchardus (European sardine) is the source of this 1019-nucleotide messenger RNA. RefSeq names its product serine/threonine/tyrosine interacting-like 1 (gene styxl1). NCBI's taxonomy places the organism in Eukaryota, Metazoa, Chordata, Actinopteri, Clupeiformes, Clupeidae. Gene Ontology annotation, molecular function: protein tyrosine/serine/threonine phosphatase activity; pseudophosphatase activity; protein phosphatase binding. The coding region runs from base 37 to 924 and encodes 295 amino acids. Gene Ontology annotation, biological process: negative regulation of cytoplasmic stress granule assembly; positive regulation of intrinsic apoptotic signaling pathway; protein dephosphorylation. The transcript is spliced from 8 exons. Gene Ontology annotation, cellular component: mitochondrion. The record is from RefSeq and is a predicted model, not a curated record.
CGCUUCAUGCUGGAUUUAUUCAUUAGCAGCUAAGCCAUGGCCGCCAUAGUUCUGUGUGAGUCGUCUCAACUGUACAACAUUCUUAAUCAGCGCGUCCGUGUUUCGCGUGUUGCCGAAUGCAAUUACCUUUGUUUGAUUGAUGCACGAACUGAAGCGCAGUAUAAUUCAGGCCACAUCAUAACAGCUAGACAUGCUAAAUGGGAUAAUAGUGGCAGUUUAGUUUUACCCCUCAACACAGAGGUCGAAGGUAUGAGAUACAUUAUUGUGUAUGACGUCAACUCCAGCUCUGUGUCGGGUUCAGGUACGGCUCACAAGUGUGUUGAAACCCUGGCAAAAGUAAGCCUCUACCCAGUCUAUCUCCUUAGUGGAGGUUACAAGCAGUUCUCUGCACUCUACCCUUUCUUCAGAACACAGAGGAUUCUCUACACUAUCAAGGAACUGGAGAGCUUGCCAUCGUAUCCAGUGGAGAUCUUGCCAGGUCUGCUGUACAUGGGCGAUUACAAGCAAGCGACGACCCCUUUCAUAGUGAAAGAUCUGAAAGUCAGCGCUUUUGUCAACGUGUCAGACCAGAGUAGCAUCAUAUUUGAGAAAGGACACCGAAGUGUUCUAGACAUGCGAGUGGCAGAUAGCACACAGGCCAAUUUGUACAGCUCCUUUGACAAGCUCUGCAUGUUUGUAGGCCCGCGUCUGAAAGCAGGAACCAGCGUCAUGAUCUUCUCCAGCCGCGGAGUCAGCCGCUGCAGCACCGUCGCCAUGGCGCUCCUCAUAGGCCACCUCAAGCACUCGCUGAAGGACGCCUGGGCCCAUGUGCUACAGUGCAAGAGCAACAUGCAGCCAAACCGCGCGUUUGUGCAACAGCUCUCCGACUGGGAACUACACUCACUGGGACAAAGACUGACAGACAUUUCAGAGCCCAACUACUGAGGACGGACCCAAAGCUCCCUCCCACUCAAACAGCACAAACUGUACCACAAGCUUUUUUAAAUCAUGUUUUGCCUCAAUAAAUGUUUUGCCUCAAU